Molecule: messenger RNA, 1137 nt
Organism: Colletotrichum acutatum
Lineage: Eukaryota; Fungi; Ascomycota; Sordariomycetes; Glomerellales; Glomerellaceae
Product: alcohol dehydrogenase
Exons: 2
Coding region: 1-1137 (378 amino acids)
Molecular function (GO): zinc ion binding; oxidoreductase activity
Source: RefSeq, a predicted model, not a curated record
AUGGCUCUUAACAACACCUUGGGCGCUAUCAUGCGCGGUGUCAUGUACCGCGGUGUUCCCGGCGAGAUGACUGUCGAAAACAUUCCCAUGCCCACCAUCCUCAAUCAGACCGACGCCGUAGUUCGCAUUACGUCUUCCGCUCUAUGUGGUUCUGAAUUACACGUAUACCGCGGCUACCAGGGCGGCUCUCCCCCGUGGAACAUGGGGCAUGAGGCCAUUGGCUACAUCUCCGAGCUUGGAAGCGCAGUCGCCGGGCUGAAUGUUGGUGACUACGUUAUCAUCCCCGACACGGUGAACCACGGUCGGCUCGAGAUGGCGCCCGCCGGUUUGGAUUUCUAUGGCAAUGGAGCUGUCGUCACAGAUGGUCUCCAGUCUGAGUACGCCAGAGUCCGAUUCGCCGACUCCAACUUAAUCCCUAUCCCGCUCACUCAGGAGACAACCAACAUCACCAUCGAGCAAGACUAUCUGACACUAUCCGACAUCUUCGCUACAGGCUGGGCUAGUCUUGACUUCUCUGGCUUUGAAACAGGCGAUACGGUAGCAGUCUUCGGCGCCGGCCCAGUCGGACUGAUGGCCGCUUACUCAGCUACUCUCCGAGGUGCCUCAAAGGUCUAUGUGAUCGAUCACGUCCAAGCCAGGCUCGACCGGGCCGCCUCCAUUGGCGCAAUUCCCAUUAACUUCGCAGCCCGCGACCCCGUCGCGCAAAUCAUGGCUUCCGAACAUAACGGGAUUAUGCGCUCCGUCGACUGCGUCGGCAUCGAGGCUCUGAACUCGACCCUAGAGCACCAGCCCAACAUCAUCCUGGAUCAGAUGGUCAAUCUUACCCAUGUUGGCGGAGGUAUCGGCCAGGUUGGCGUGUACAUGGCGCAACCAGACUCGCCUGGCUCUCCUCUAGGGUCCACAUUUUCUCCCAUUGCCGAGUUCCCUCUGUCCGACUUCUUUGGAAAACGCUUGAAGUUUCAAGCUGGGCCCGUCGAUCCCAAGAUAUACGCGCCGAUGCUUGUAGAGCUUAUCAGUAGCGGCAAGGCAAGCCCUCAUUUCAUUGCUUCGGCGAGUAUCUCGAUUGAGGAUGUGCCGGCCUACUACGCCCGAUUCAACGCCCAUGAUGAGAUCAAGGUCUUCAUCAACUUUCCUUAA